Messenger RNA from Closterium sp. Naga37s-1, 3123 nucleotides. The record is from the annotation of a GenBank genome assembly. Lineage: Eukaryota; Viridiplantae; Streptophyta; Zygnematophyceae; Desmidiales; Closteriaceae.
AUGACAGAGGCGCUACGGUUACUCCGCUCUCUUGACCUACCAGCAACGGCGGCGCUGGGGGCCAACAACAACACUCUGCAACCGUCUGCCGUGCACUCGGUAACCAUCCAGGACAUGGAGGGGCGCCUGCCACCGCUGGCGCUACAAAUCUUACGGGAGGAGCAGCAAACCCCGUCCCAAGACCCGCUGCAACGUGCCCUGUCUCUGGAGUCGCGUGCCAAUACGGAGGGGGAGGGGUGGCAGCUCACUGCUGAUGACGAGCUGACUUUGGCUGUGCUCAAGCUCAUGCAAUCACUGGGGUCCACUUAUGUUGCCACAUGCCGCACCGCCGCACCUCGCUACGCCGCACCGCGCUGCGCUACGGUCACCGUGCACACCGACUCUGAGGAGCAGCUGGAGAAAGCUGGAAACACCCAGCACCUCUGUAUCUUCCCUUCUCAUCCCCCUUCUCCCCUUCCGCCCCCACUCCCCCCCCCCCCCCACCUCGUCACUGCUCCCUUCUUCCACCAGCAUCGCAAGGUGCUGGUGUCUGCGGCUCAGUCGGCGCUCUCAGCUUUAAAAGAAGCAGUCGAGGCGGAUGCAGCAAGCAGCGGCACCAGCAACAGCCACAUGCGGCACGGCGCGACAGUCACCGUGCAGACCGAGUCAGAGAAACAGCUGGAGAAGCUCCGAAAGAAAGAGGACAAGAAAAUUGCUCGUGCCGCCGCGAAAACUGGAGGAGGCGGGGGAGUGGGGGGAGGAGCGGGGAGAGGGGGGGUAGAGGGGGAGCUAGCAUGGUUGCUAGGCGCAGGGGGGUUUUCAGCACUGGUGGAGGCUGGGGAGAAUAAAGUCGGAGGGGUGAUUGAUGCUCUGAUUGGUACAGGGGAUGAUGCUGUACCUGUGAGGGCGCUGCCUGUGGGGACUAAGAGGAAGGCUUAUAAGGGGUAUGAGGAGGUGCAUGUGCCGCCGGCUGUGGCGGAGGGGGGCGCGGGGAGGGCACAGGAGAAGCUGGUGAGGGUGGGGGAGAUGGAGCCGUUCGCUCAGAAGGCGUUUGAGGGGUUUCAGACUCUCAACCGUAUUCAGAGCCGCAUCUACCAGCGUGCUUUCUACUCCAAUGAGAAUCUUCUGGUGUGUGCGCCAACCGGAGCAGGCAAGACCAACAUUGCGAUGAUCACAGUUCUGCAUGAGGUCGGAGCCAAUUUCAAGAACGGGGUGCUGCAGAAGAAUGACUUCAAGAUCGUUUAUGUGGCUCCCAUGAAGGCGCUAGCAGCAGAGAUGGCAGCAGCGUUUGGGAGGCGGCUGGCCCCUCUGGGGCUGGCGGUGCGAGAGCUGACUGGCGACAUGCAGCUGACCAAGAGGGAGAUGGAAGAGACGCAGAUGAUCGUGAUGACACCCGAGAAGUGGGAUGUGAUCACGAGAAAGAGCUCAGAUGUGUUGAUGGCGUCGCUGGUGCGCCUACUGGUGAUCGACGAGGUGCAUCUGUUGAAUGACGACCGAGGACCCGUGAUUGAGACCCUGGUGGCGCGCACCUUGAGACAGGUGGAAAGCUCGCAGAGCAUGAUUCGCAUCGUGGGCCUCUCGGCAACGCUGCCCAACUACACAGAGGUGGCACAAUUCCUGCGGGUCAACCUCGACACGGGUCUAUUCUAUUUCGACGCCUCCUACCGCCCCGUGCCGCUCUCCCAGCAGUACAUCGGCGUCUCCGAACCCAACUUCGCCCGCCGCAACACCCUCAUGCACGAGAUUGCGUAUGAGAAGGUGUGUUUGGAGUUGACUCAAGGUGUGUCUAGGGCUGGUUCAAAGCUCUCACAGCAGUACAUUGGGGUCUCUGAACCCAACUUUGCUCGCCGCAACACCCUCAUGCACGAGAUUGCGUAUGAGAAGGUGUGUUUUGAGUUGACUCAAGGUGUGUCUAGGGCUGGUUCAAAGCUCUCACAGCAGUACAUUGGGGUCUCUGAACCCAACUUUGCUCGCCGCGACACCCUCAUGCACGAGAUUGCGUAUGAGAAGGUGUGUUUGGAGUUGACUCAAGGUGUGUCUAGGGCUGGUUCAAAGCUCUCACAGCAGUACAUUGGGGCCUCUGAACCCAACUUUUCUCGCCGCAACACCCUCAUGCACGAGAUUGCGUAUGAGAAGUUGACUCAAGGUGUGUCUAGGGCUGGUUCAAAGCUCUCACAGCAGUACAUUGGGGUCUCUGAACCCAACUUUGCUCGCCGCAACACCCUCAUGCAUGAGAUUGCGUAUGAGAAGGUGUGUUUGGAGUUGACUCAAGGUGUGUCUAGGGCUGGUUCAAAGCUCUCACAGCAGUACAUUGGGGUCUCUGAACCCAACUUUGCUCGCCGCAACACCCUCAUGCACGAGAUUGCGUAUGAGAAGGUGUGUUUUGAGUUGACUCAAGGUGUGUCUAGGGCUGGUUCAAAGCUCUCACAGCAGUACAUUGGGGUCUCUGAACCCAACUUUGCUCGCCGCGACACCCUCAUGCACGAGAUUGCGUAUGAGAAGGUGUGUUUGGAGUUGACUCAAGGUGUGUCUAGGGCUGGUUCAAAGCUCUCACAGCAGUACAUUGGGGUCUCUGAACCCAACUUUGCUCGCCGCGACACCCUCAUGCACGAGAUUGCGUAUGAGAAGGUGUGUUUGGAGUUGACUCAAGGUGUGUCUAGGGCUGGUUCAAAGCUCUCACAGCAGUACAUUGGGGUCUCUGAACCCAACUUUGCUCGCCGCGACACCCUCAUGCACGAGAUUGCGUAUGAGAAGGUGUGUUUGGAGUUGACUCAAGGUGUGUCUAGGGCUGGUUCAAAGCUCUCACAGCAGUACAUUGGGGUCUCUGAACCCAACUUUGCUCGCCGCGACACCCUCAUGCACGAGAUUGCGUAUGAGAAGGUGUGUUUUGAGUUGACUCAAGGUGUGUCUAGGGCUGGUUCAAAGCUCUCACAGCAGUACAUUGGGGUCUCUGAACCCAACUUUGCUCGCCGCGACACCCUCAUGCACGAGAUUGCGUAUGAGAAGGUGUGUUUUGAGUUGACUCAAGGUGUGUCUAGGGCUGGUUCAAAGCUCUCACAGCAGUACAUUGGGGUCUCUGAACCCAACUUUGCUCGCCGCGACACCCUCAUGCACGAGAUUGCGUAUGAGAAGGUGGGUGGGUAA